This is a messenger RNA of Antrostomus carolinensis (chuck-will's-widow), 2493 nucleotides long. Its product is annotated as neuronal cell adhesion molecule-like. Lineage: Eukaryota; Metazoa; Chordata; Aves; Caprimulgiformes; Caprimulgidae. The transcript has 3 exons. Bases 50 to 334 code for a protein of 94 amino acids. The record is from RefSeq and is a predicted model, not a curated record.
UUUAGUGAAGGAAAAGGAGGAUGCACAUGCUGAUCCAGAAAUACAACCUAUGAAGGAAGAUGAUGGAACGUUUGGUGAAUACAGGUCUCUUGAAAGUGAUGCAGAGGACCAUAAACCUCUAAAAAAAGGAAGCCGGACACCUUCAGACAGAACUGUGAAAAAAGAAGACAGUGAUGAUAGUUUAGUUGACUAUGGAGAAGGUGUAAAUGGUCAGUUCAAUGAGGAUGGCUCCUUUAUUGGACAAUAUAGUGGUAAAAAAGAGAAAGAACCUGUAGAAGGAAAUGAAAGCUCUGAGGCUCCUUCUCCUGUAAAUGCCAUGAAUUCAUUUGUGUAACCACCGAACUCGAUCCCCUUGUAUCUUCAGUUUGUUUAAAGCACUUUGUACAUCCUCCUUCUCAUACUAUGAACAUGCAGGUAAUGGAGCUCCUUACCACAAGAUGUUAAUGCUAUGAGAAUAUGCAGGUCAAUACAGUUAUACAGCAUAAUGACACAUUAAGUGGUAUAUUAGUAUGAAUCAAAAUAUGAAAUUCAAAUUUUGGUCAAAACUUGGAUAUUUUUACUUUUUUUAAAAAGGAACUGACACAAACAAUAACAUCGACUUGUAAUUUUGUUUCCUGUUGAAAAUACAGUAUAAUGCAUGGGACAAAAAUGCUACACAAUUCACAGAUAAUCUCGUGUACACUAUGAAAACAUGGUUUGACAAUUUGUUAUGCAGUCUGCAGCUGAAUCCCUGGGUAUGAAUUCCAUUUUCAUUGUCAGAGUGUUAUAGUAGUAUUAUAUAGAACUUCAAUGUCUUUGUGGACAUUGUUGUGAAAUUGGUGACUUAAUGUCUAGCUCUCAUAUGUCUUUUUGCAAGACAGUUAGGAACAGUAUGUACAAUAUGUAAUUGCUAAAUGAUUUAAGUAUGACACUUGCAUUUGCUGAUGCUUAAUGAGACCCUAUUAUCUGCUCUUUGCUCCUAUUACUUUAUAGCCUUUUUAAUCUGUCAAGUAUUACAGCAGUACAGUGUUCUAUUUUUACAUCAAAACACAUUGGAUUGAUUUUAGGGCAUAAAAGUUACGCAUUGCAAUGCAUUUUGGAAUUUGUCACUGAAAGAAAAACUUCAAUAAUGACAGAAAAUAUUUCAGAAAAAACAGGGCAAAAUACAUUCAGUGCCUUUAUACAAUAUGCAUUCCAUAAUUUGCUGUACUACUAAAUCAGUUGGUGCAGUAAACUGUGAUUAGCAGACUACUAUCAUUGCCAAAUAAAGUAAAAACGUAAAGAAAAAAAAAGUGUUAUGAAAAUGUUGUGCUAAAAACUGAAGAUUUUAAAUAUUUUAAAUUACACAAAGAAGAGUAUGAUUUUUUUCCUUUAAAAAUAAAAUAAAUGCUUUCUAGACAGUUACAGCACAACAUGUUUUCAUAGCCUUAGAAUAUUAAAAAACAAACAAACAAACAAACAAAAAAACCAAACACAAAAACAAAACACAGCCAGAAUUAAAUUAUUUACUAACACAGCAAGGUAUAAGCUCUUGUAAAAUAAAUUAUUUAAAAACCAAACCAGCUGACUACACCAGCAAGAGUGCAUUUCCCUCUGUGUCCCGGCCUGAUCAGUGUGGCAGCUUUGUAAUUAUCUGCACCCUGAAGCAGUGUGGGGGUUACUGCUUGGAACCACAGAACGCAAUCUGACAAGUGCUAAUAUGGGUUAGCGGUAAAGGGUUACCAUUAUUGGUUACAAAGUUAUUAUCUUGCAUACUAUAUCAAUCAAAUGUUUACCUCCAAAUAUAAAUUUUUAUAACAACCUAUGGUUGAAGGAAUGCUCAGUUUCAUUUGCCAAUAAAUUGGUUUUUCAUAACUUGCAUCAAGUUUAAUUUUAAGUAAGCUUUUUAUAUGUAGAUAUUUUGUUGAAUUUGUAAAUACACUUAAAGCGUAGAUGCUAUAUGCUUCUAGGUGUUACAGAUAAAUAAAACGAGAAAGCUUAUGUUGUACUGUGUAAGAAGUACUGUAGCCAAUGGUGUUUAUGGUAUUUUAAAGCAUCUACUUUUUUUUUUCUUUUUUUCUUUUUUUUUGCUGUGAAAAUGAAAUAGUGAACUGUUCUGCUUAUUUACUGCAGAUUCCUAACUGAACCAUUCAGAGCAUUUGCCAGUGCAUUACCUUAGACCAUAGUACACCUUGCAGCUUUCAUGUAUAUAUUGUAGGUAAAGCACAACUGAAGUAAUCACAAAUGUUAAGGUAGCAGUAAGAAGCUUCUUUCACAACUUUGAGCUUUCCAUUGAUCAGUUUUCUUAAUGGGAACUGAAAUAAGAAAAUAAUUCUGCAAACAUUGAUUACAAAGCACAAAGACAACAUUUCUUAAUAAGAUUUGCCAAUGGUUUUGGUAAAAGAGAAAUAUAAUUUUACUCUGAGUUAAUGUAGAUGCUGAAUUAUCUGUGCAUGUGGGGGUAAACAUACAGGCUCACUUCUGUAAUAGUGCAACAGAUUUUGUAUUAAAAAUAAAUGUGGUUUUAAAGUUUCA